AUGCCCCCCGCUCAACCACUUCUGAAGGCUAGGACUUUUGCUUCUGUGGUUUCCACCCCAAUUGAAGACGUCCAUCUCAGCCAACUUCCAACUCCGGUUGUGCGCGGGGACAAAACAUAUGUCAAGAUUAGCGAGGAUCUAUACCAAGAACAGUUGAAGUUGUUUCAAAAUAAUCUCCUUGGGCGUUUGCUCCUAAAAAAGGGUUCUACGCCAAUGAAGACCGGUGCUCUAAAAUCUUGUUUAGAAGAUGCAUGGCGCCCUACUGCACCAUGGAACCUGGUUCCUAUAGGUAAAGGCUAUUUUGAUAUCCAUUUCAAUAAGGAAGAUGAUAUGCGACGGGCAUGGGGUGGCGGUACGUGUACUCUCGCUACUGGUUUAUUCAGGUUAUCAAAAUGGACACCAGAUUUUAAACCAGGUGAUGUUCUCCCUCAAACUCAUGCUCAGGUAUGGAUUAAAAUUUUUGGUUUGAGUCAGGAAUAUUGGCAUCCUAGACACUUGAUGGAAAUUGCGAGAGGGGUUGGCACCCCCUUGCAACUAGAUUCAGCUACAAGGGAAAGGCAAUAUGGUUAUUAUGCACGUAUAUUAGUUGAUGUCAAUCUUGCAGGUGAUUUACCUACAUCUCUUAUGGUUGAAAGAGAAAGUCAUGGCUUCCCGGUUGAGGUGGUUUAUGAAAAUUUACCGCCCAAAUGUAGUCACUGUGGUUUGAUAGGGCACUUGGCUAAUAGUUGCAGACAACUCAAACAGAUGUCGAGAGGUCGCUCUCGUAGCCGGACGCGAAAGGGUGGUAACAUGGGGGACAACAAAACCGGAGAUCACUCUCGCAGUCAACUGCACAUGGAAUAUCGUCCCAAAAUAGAUACAACAAUACCAGUUAAUGUCUUUUGUGGGUCACAUGCCUCUGAACCUCUUCAACAGGUUGAUCAAUUGUUGCCUGCAGGUAUUGAGGCAGUGGAUGAUGGUAAUGAUGAGUCCCUGAACAAAGCUCUUGAACCGGUGGUUGAUGAGGCCUUAGGGACCAUUGCCCAAGCUGUGAAUAACUCUGAAUUUGAAGAGCAUGGUAUUAUUCAAUCCCCUGGGAUUUCUCAUAUUAGCAAUUCUAUGACCGGAUCGCUGUCUCUCCUGAUGGAUCACAUCAUCAGAAUGGUCUUUCUUAUGGUCGAGACGGUAGCUCAGAAUAGUCAGCACUUGGGCAACACCGAUGUCCCAAAUAAUUUUGGCAUGCAGGAUCCUCAUGACAACCAUAGCAUUCCCCCUGGUUUUGAACAUGUUGCGACAUUAGCUAAGGAUGUCAUCGAUAUUGUCAAUCACAUAGAAGGCUGUGAUAUGGAUGGUUUUACUCCUGUGCUAUCUAACAGUCAAAAGAAAAAACAAAAGCAGCUUGCCAAUCUUGAUCAACCCUGUGAUAAACCAUAUCCGAGUAGGGUCCGUGGAUUACCGGCUCGUUAUAAAUGA
Molecule: messenger RNA, 1452 nt
Organism: Malus domestica (apple)
Lineage: Eukaryota; Viridiplantae; Streptophyta; Magnoliopsida; Rosales; Rosaceae
Source: RefSeq, a predicted model, not a curated record